This is a messenger RNA of Acanthoscelides obtectus, 819 nucleotides long. The record is from the annotation of a GenBank genome assembly. Lineage: Eukaryota; Metazoa; Arthropoda; Insecta; Coleoptera; Chrysomelidae.
AUGCAUCAAUGCCUUGCUGAGUUACUGUCUGUUUUCGGCAUCGAAGCGCCACAUCAGUCGACAAUUUCUCGCUGGUAUGGAGAACUCAAACGUGGACGGGUGAGUCUUAGCGACGAUCCCAGGGUGGGUGCACCAAAAACGGCAGUCACCCAGGAAAACGUCGAUGCUUUAGUUUCUCGUUGGAUACCCCACCUGUUGACUGAAGAGCAGAAAACAGCCAGGGUUAAUUGGUGUCAAAAGACGCUUGACCGUUUCAAUUUCGGAAACUCAAAAAAUGUGUACAGCAUUGUUAGUGGAUUUACUUCGGCGGUUUGGGUGUUUCAAGGUGAAGAAAGUCCAACAAAAGUCAUCCGUUCUCGAAGUGUUUCGAACAAGUCGGUCGCGACAUUUGUGUCAAAAGCUGGUCAUAUUGCAACAAUUCCUCUUAAUGAGCAAAGAACUGUUACUGCGGAUUGGUAUACCACCAUUUGUUUGUCAAAAGUCAUCACCGAGCUACGAAAAAUCAACCCCGAAAGAAGAAUCAUCCUCCACCAAGACAAUGCAAGCUCGCACACAGCCCAAAAGACAAGGCAGUAUUUAACGGAAGAAAACGUGGAAUUAUUGGACCAUCCUUCAUAUAGUCUCGAUCUAAGUCCUAAUGAUUUCUUUACUUUCCCGAAAAUUAAAAGCAGACUGCGUGGUCAAAGGUUCCAGUCACCAGAAGAAGCAGUUGACGCAUUCAAAAAUGCCGUUUUGGAUCUGCCAGCAAACGAGUGGAAUAAGUGCUUCGAAAAUUGGUUCGAGCGCCUGCAGAUGUGUAUUAAUCUUCGUGGAGAAUAA